AUCUGCCCAUUUGUGAUAAGAGCUAUCAAACUAUUUAGUAUAUAUAUAUAUACAUAUGAAACACGAUAUUGUCAUUUUGUAUAUCCUUUAACAAAGGUUUGAAGAAGAGCAUUAAACGAGAGAAAAAAAAAACAAUGUUUGGAAGAAAAUUGAACGGGCUAACUGUCUUAAUUCUAUCGUUUACCAUCACCUAUUCAACUGCGUGGUUGUCUGAUGAGAAGGAGAGGUUCCUCAGGGAUUUUUACCAACAGUACCGGAGGCAAUUUGGGAACGAUCAAUCGAGUAAAGAUUCUACGAAUCAUUUUACCUCUUUUCAUAAUACUAUAUAGACUUAACGUAAUAUUCAGAAUGUAGAAAGCCGGCGGACAUAAUGUUUUUAGUGGACGAAUCGACAACGAUCGAGGAGGAAGACUUCCAGAAAGAACUUGAUUUCGUUAGAUCUAUUAUACCCAAUUUGGCUAUGGAAAGCAGUAAAGUUAGAGCUGGUUUGGAGUUGUUCGCUACUAAUAGUCGACUGAUUAGCGGUUUAAGUGGCGAUAGUAAAAAGUUAGAGAGUAGCUUAUCUGGUUUAGAACAGCAAUUCGGUAAUACCAGAAUGGUAAAGGCUCUAUCAAUGGCAAUGGAUGAAUUAAAUAGAAACGCUAGAAAGAACGUCUCUAAAAUCUUAUUGUUCAUUACCGACGGUCUGCCAACAGAUAACGAAUAUGAUAUGAAAAAUAUUAUCCAAAGGGUUAAAAGUCAUAAUAUUAUUAUUUUCAGUAUUGCAGUUGGAACAGAAUACAAUGAUGUCGCUACUUUGGCUGAAUUAAAGAGUUUUGCAAGUGAACCAACUGACAAACACUUUUUCCACGUUGAAAAUUACGACAGCUUAAAGAAUCUAUGGCCUUACAUCAGUGAAACUUGUCAAACUGAUUGCGCUGUUAAGGGUGAAACGGAUAUUAUCUAUUCAAUUCCAGAUUACUCUGGAAUUGACGACUCGGUGGCUCUUGUCAACUAUUUAGAUAGGGAGGCUAGGAAAUAUGAAUCAGCAAUCAAGAGGGGAGAAAUUAGAAUAGGUGUUGACUUUCAAAUGAUGAAAGAAAACGAAGGUUUCAAUUUGAAAACAUACGAAAGGGAAUUUGAUGGAAUGAUAAAGGAACUGAAAGAUUUUCGUUUUCUUGGCCUAUCCAACACUUUCAUAGAAGAUAUCGUAAACGACGCAAAUGUUGAAUUUAAAAACGCCAAUCGACCCGGUGCAAACAGAGUUGUCAUUAUUGUCGUUGACCUCCAACGUAUAACCGCCGCAUCACUUUCUCGGCAGGUUGCCAACUUGAAAACUGAUACGUUGAACGUUGUCAUUCUGGGAGUUGGAGGAGGUGAUGAUAAAUCCGAUAAUUCCGCACGUAUUGAAUUAAACAAGGCAAAACAUAUAAAAUACUUUUCCUUCGAUUCCUAUGACGAAAUCAACAUUGAUUUAGAAAAGACUUUGUGCGAAGGUUUGUAG
Dimorphilus gyrociliatus is the source of this 1483-nucleotide messenger RNA. The record is from the annotation of a GenBank genome assembly. Lineage: Eukaryota; Metazoa; Annelida; Polychaeta; Dinophilidae.